Messenger RNA from Ichthyophthirius multifiliis, 749 nucleotides. RefSeq lists its product as hypothetical. Gene Ontology annotation, biological process: phosphorylation; signal transduction. The record is from RefSeq and is a predicted model, not a curated record. Gene Ontology annotation, molecular function: phosphorelay sensor kinase activity. The transcript has 2 exons. The annotation marks the transcript as partial. NCBI's taxonomy places the organism in Eukaryota, Ciliophora, Oligohymenophorea, Hymenostomatida.
AUGGUCUCUUUUGCAUCCCAUGAAUUAAGAACUCCCCUAAAUAGUAUUAUUGCAAUGCUUGAAACUAUGAUUAAUAAUCCCAACAAAAAUUACUUGAAAAACGCUAUACUUAAUGCCAAAUAUUUACUUUGUAUGACUAAUGAUCUACUUGAUUUGGCAUAAAUUAAAGUCAAUAAAUUUAAGCUUAAUAUUAAAAAGUUCAAUUUGAAAUAUUUACUAGUCGAAAUUCUUGAAAUGUUCUAGAUUUAAGCCUUCGAAUAGUAAAUUAACCUCAAUAUGAAUUAUGAUUGUGAAGAAGAAAUACAUUCCGAUAAAAAUCGUAUCAGGCAAAUUCUUAUAAAUCUUCUAGGAAAUUCUUUUAAAUUCACUCUAAAUGGGAAAAUAUGUGUCAAUGUAGAAAAAUACGAUGAAUUUCUUAUCCAAAUAUCAGUUGAAGAUACUGGUAUAGGUAUAAAAUAAGAAAAUUUAAGUAAGCUUUUUACUGUUUUUGGAAAAAUAGAUGGAGAAGAAGCCAUUAAUUUAAAUUAAUAAGGAGUUGGUUUAGGUUUAGUAAUAUCUAAUAUGAUAGCUUAUUAAUUAGGAGAUAAUAAUAAUUAAAAAGGUAUUGAAGUAGAAAGUGAGUAUGGAUAUGGAAGUAUUUUUAAAUUUAAAAUCUAUAUACAUAAGGAUGAAGCUAAUAUUAUUUCUAAUUCUUAAUAAUUAUAUUAAUAAGCUUUAUUUUAAGAUAAUGAUGAUAUUUUAGAAGAAUA